Molecule: messenger RNA, 1480 nt
Organism: Arachis duranensis
Lineage: Eukaryota; Viridiplantae; Streptophyta; Magnoliopsida; Fabales; Fabaceae
Product: plant intracellular Ras-group-related LRR protein 6
Exons: 3
Coding region: 124-1248 (374 amino acids)
Molecular function (GO): protein binding
Source: RefSeq, a predicted model, not a curated record
UUCAUCUCCAACAGCUCCCCUUCCUUCUCUCUCUUCUCUCUCUCUCUCUCAAAAUCUUUGCAAUCAAACUCCGUGUUUUUCAGGGUGGGUUGUGUAUUGCAUAGUAAAUUGAAAUUUCUAAGUAUGAUGUACGAACACACACAUAAUCAUCUGGUUCAUCAUCAGCAACCAGUAACGAUGACUAUGGAUACCAUGAAGAUGGAUAUGAUAAGAAGGAAUAAGAGGGAGAGGAACAAAGAAUCCAACAACAACAACAACAACAGCAACAACAACAAAGACAACAAGCUUCGCACCGUUGACUUGAGCUGCAUGUCGUUGGAGUCUCUCCCUAUUCCUUCUCUUGAUUUAGCUACCAUUUCCAAGUUGGACCUUUCCAACAACAAUCUCCAGAACAUUCCGGAGUCGUUAACGGCGAGACUACUGAACUUGACGGUGUUGGACGUCCACUCGAACCAGCUAAGGUCCCUCCCAAAUUCAAUUGGUUGCCUCUCUAAGCUUAAGAUUUUGAAUGUCUCUGCCAACUUCAUCCAAUCCCUUCCUCAAACUAUUGAAAAUUGCAGCAGAAGCUUAGAAGAACUGAAUGCUAACUUCAACAAGUUAAGCAAGUUGCCGGAUACAAUAGGGUUUGAGCUGAUAAACCUCCAGAAGCUCUCCGUCAACUCCAACCAGCUUGUGUUCCUUCCAAGCUCCACCUCUCACCUUAUGGCUCUCAAGGUCCUCGACGCGCGCCUUAACUGCUUAAGGUCUCUACCCGAAGACCUUGAGAACCUAGUCAACCUUGAGACGCUGAAUGUGAGCCAGAACUUCCGGUACUUGGACACACUACCCUACUCCAUAGGGCUUCUAUUGUCCCUCACUGAGCUUGAUGUUAGCUACAACAACAUCAAGACUUUGCCCAAUUCCAUUGGGUGCCUCCAGAAGCUCCAGAAGUUGUGUGUUGAUGGGAACCCGCUUGCUUCGCCGCCAUUGGAGGUGGUUGAGCAAGGGUUAAAUGUGGUGAAGGAGUUCUUGUGUCAUAAGAUGAACUCGUCAGGGGACCAGAGUAGCAGAAAGAAGAAGUCGUGGGUCAAGAAUUUCGUCAAGUGUGGAACAUUCCAAGGACGCAUCAAUAGUGGUAUGAAACGGCCGCAACAUGACGGUUUCACCAAGCUUAAGCAUCAGUCCAUCCAUGGUCUCGCCUCGCCUGGUGGCUUCAUGGGGAUGCUCUCACCUCUUCGCAUCUUCUCACCUCGUCGUUCCUUUAGUUGAAAGCCAAUGCAGUUUAGAAUGUUAUGUUGGGAUCAAAAUAGAUCAAAAAUUUUGUGCAUGAGUUCCCUAAACGCCAAAAUCCACUCAUUCACCCAACAUAUACUAAUAGAAUAGUAGUCUUGUCUAUAUGUUAAACUCUAGCAAUCAUGGGGUGUGUGUUAACUGUAGGCCAGUACAUUUGUAAAUUUGAAGUUUAUUGCCAUAUCAACUUAUAGCCAAUUUUACUCUUCCA